Molecule: messenger RNA, 2238 nt
Organism: Xylona heveae TC161
Lineage: Eukaryota; Fungi; Ascomycota; Xylonomycetes; Xylonales; Xylonaceae
Product: C6 zinc finger domain protein
Exons: 1
Coding region: 409-2160 (583 amino acids)
Biological process (GO): regulation of DNA-templated transcription; response to xenobiotic stimulus
Molecular function (GO): DNA-binding transcription factor activity, RNA polymerase II-specific; zinc ion binding
Source: RefSeq, a predicted model, not a curated record
CCACGUUCGAUCGAGCCGCGUCCACAAAAACAUCAUUCUCAAAUUAGCAUGCCUGUCUAUUUAGGACUAAUAUUGAUCUGAGCAACAUAUAGGAGACAAUGUACGAGCUACUUUGGGCAAGACCAAGGAUGAUCUCUCCUACACCAAAGCUCACCAGCCUCCAGAUACUUAUAUGAACCCACCUAAUAAAGAUAAUAGCCCUUAAUUCAGUGCCACUUUACACGGUAGCGGUGGUUUAUACAUCACUCAUGUUUAGCAAUAUACGCACACAAUUGCUAGCCGGCAGAAAAUCACUUGCACGCUACUCUCGUUAAUACUUACCCCCGAAAUGGUGGGCUGGAAGAUCAGCUUUAUUGCAGUUGUGUUUCCACAGCAGUAGGGUUUAAAGUUCAUAGCCACUUGCCAAAUAUGCCAACGACAGCCGCCAAGCGCAAGCGUGCCAGGAAGGCAUGCAUACCCUGCCAUCAGCGCAAGCGGAAAUGCGACACCGUGUAUCCUUGUGGCAUGUGCACCACUUACGGAUACAACUGCAGGUACGAUGAAGAUGAUACUUCUGGUACUACGGGCGACGGCGUACAUGUUCUCCCCCUAACCAAGCGCGUCAGCCUCGACGGUGGAGGUCGUCUGACGAACCGGGCCGCCAUGGCGCGCAGUCCCGGCAACAGGUCUCAAACAGAGCGAGACCUUCGCGAAAGCGACGGCUCGUCGACGAAGAGCCCCGCCGUCGUGAGCGGCGCAUCCCCUGGAAUCUUUGACGAGCAGAAGUUUAGAUAUUCCGGGGCAUCAGCGGCCAUGGCGUUCCCACACGUCCUGGGUAUAGCUCUCGGCUCCGAUAGCCCUCCUAAGAUGCGGUCCUUUGCUUACAACUUUGGCAUUCGCCCCGAGGAGGCAUCUAACGCUCACUGCUUUCUUGGGAAUCUCAUCUCGGAGGAAGAUCUCGGCAUCUUCUCGAGUGUGUAUUUCUCGUUAUUGGGCCCUAUCGGCGACGUAAUGGACCCGAGGAUCUACGCUCAGCGGUGUCGGGAUUAUUAUCGUGGUUCUGGCAGCAGCGCGGUCACCUUUGCCGCCGUGGCCGCUGGUGUCGCCGCACUCGGGUCAUUUCUAUCUCCCAAUAGACACCCGCGGGAGUCUGACCUUGUGCAGUACGCCAAAGCCAUUCUCGAUGAUCCGGCCUCCAUGCGCUUGCAUGACAUCGACCACAUUGUCGCGUGGGGUAUGCGAGUGCUUUACCUACGGGCCACGACCCGGCCCAGCAAUGCCUGGAUCGCUUCGUGCACCCAAAUGCACCUCUGUGAAGCUAUAGGGCUGCACGAGGAGGAGAACAUCAAAAAGAUGGCGUCCAUCGCCGGCGCCGCUGCCCUUGGACAUGAUGUGGACCGGCUGAGAAGAAUUUUCUGGAUCUCGUGGGCCGGGCAUAACAUGCUGUCCUAUGAGUACGAUCGUUCCCCUGUAGUAUUUCGGGCCGUGACUUGCCAGUCUAUCAUCCCGGUGUCAGGGUCCGUUGCCGACCGGUUCGUGCAACUCAUCCAGAUCAUCCCAUCGCCUAACUCUCCGUUUCAGCUCGAAUGGCAGUCUCCAUCUCCAAGCGAGGAGCUAUUUGAGCGUCUCAAGGCAUUGAAUGAGUUCCAAACCACCCAUCCGUUCCUGGUGGUGACCAAGGCGGACAUCGCGUUCUGCUUCUUUCGUCGCCUUUAUCAGCUCAAGAUCCGCAUACCGGACGAUAUCAUUAAGCUCGUCAUUGAUAGCGGCAACGCCGCAGUGGAAGCGGCCGAGCGGCAAGCGAGCCAGGGUCGUCUGUUCUGGAACAUCAUCGGCAGCGUCUUCCAGUAUGCCUGCAUCCUGUUGGCCAUCGACACACCGACCGCCUCCGUCCACAUCGAUACUGCCUUCAAGGGCUUGGAGAACCUUGUCAAGUCUGCCGAUACAGCGCUGACGCGUGAGGCUUUGUCGAUGGCGCGGCAUCUACUCAGCCUUAAUAUGGCAAAGAAGCGAAAGGAACUUGCUCAGCUAGAAGCUGUCGAGGCGAACUAUCAAUUCUUUUCAGCGCAGCCGGCAUCCGAGGCCAACACCGCUGUGCCAGACAUGAAUUGGGAGGUGGACUGGGACCAAUUCUUCAUCGAGCCAUACUUGUCGAUGCUCGGUCCUGACCUCCAGUUAUAGCGGCGCGUGGGUCGUUUGAAUGUUGAUUGACUCCACUCAGCGGUGGUUCAAUAUGUAAAUUAUCAAACCAUAGCGUGG